Messenger RNA from Egretta garzetta (little egret), 7509 nucleotides. It is a transcript of the gene PIEZO2, whose product is annotated as piezo type mechanosensitive ion channel component 2. Gene Ontology annotation, cellular component: plasma membrane. The record is from RefSeq and is a predicted model, not a curated record. Gene Ontology annotation, biological process: regulation of membrane potential; detection of mechanical stimulus; cellular response to mechanical stimulus. Lineage: Eukaryota; Metazoa; Chordata; Aves; Pelecaniformes; Ardeidae. The transcript is spliced from 46 exons. Gene Ontology annotation, molecular function: mechanosensitive monoatomic ion channel activity; monoatomic cation channel activity. Bases 1 to 7509 code for a protein of 2502 amino acids.
AUGGUGCCAUCUUUGACCUCAGCUGUGUAUUUCUUUGUAUUUUUGGGCCUGUGCACGUGGUGGUCCUGUUGCCAAGCAUUUGAUCCGCUGAUAUUCAGCUGUCUGUGUGUAUUAAUGGCGAUAUUCAGUGCAGGCCACUUGAUUGGACUUUAUCUGUACCAGCUACAGUUCUUUCAGGAGGUUGUUCCACCAAAAGAUUUCUAUGCCAGGUUGUUCGGUGUGACUUCUCUUACUCAGACAAACUGUUCAAGCACGUGGAUGAUCAUCAAAAAUCAAGAGUUACAUUGGUAUCACCAUGCUAAUCCAAUCUUACUGCUGGUGAUGUACUACACCCUCGCAACUCUUAUCCGUCUUUGGCUGCAAGAGCCCAUUCAGAUGCCUGAUGAAGAGAAAUCUGUUAGCAGGGAAGACGACAAAGAAAUAGCCUGCAGCCCAAUUCCAAUGACAGCGGAGAGAAGACGCAGUCUGUGGUAUGCAAGCCACUAUACAACUGAUGAGAGAAAACUUCUGUCAAUGACCCAAGAUGAAUACAAGCCAUCGGAUGUGCUGCUGGUAACAGUGAACGGGAACCCUACCGACUAUCACACCAUCCACCCCACACUGCCAUUAGAGAAUGGUCCAGCCAAAGCAGACAUGUACUCAACACCACAGUACAAAUGGGAGCCUUCGGAUGACAUGUCAGGUAAGGAGAAGGAGGAGGAAGAGGAAGAGGAAGUUACUCAGGAGGAAAAAGAAAAUGUUAAAUUACAUGCCCUGGUCUCUGUGUUUCAAUUUAUCAUGAAACAAAGUUACAUUUGUGCUCUGAUAGCUAUGAUGGCAUGGAGUAUCACGUAUCACAGCUGGCUGACUUUUGUGUUACUGAUCUGGUCUUGCACAUUGUGGAUGAUUCGGGACCGAAGGAAAUACGCCAUGAUCAGUUCACCAUUUAUGGUGUUCUAUGGAAAUUUACUGCUAACGUUGCAGUAUAUAUGGAGUAUUGAGCUCAAGAACGAUGAGCUUCCUCAAGUAUCUGGUUUUUUAGAAAGAAAGGAACCUGGGGAACUGGCAUCAAAGAUUCUUUUCACAAUUACUUUCUGGCUACUGCUUAGGCAACACCUCACUGAACAGAAAGCACUUCAGCUUAAAGAAGCUACUUUAUCUGAGGUCAAAGUUGGAAGUGAAGAAAAUGAAGAAAAAGAAGAGGAGUUGCAAGAGGGAGAAGUGGCAGAAGAACAGGAGGAAGAGAAAGAGGAGGAGGAGGAGGAGGAGGAGGAUGACGAUGAACAGGAUAUUAUGAAAGUCUUGGGGAAGCUGGUGAUGGCUAUGUUCAUCAAGUACUGGAUUUACGUCUGUGGGGGCAUGUUCUUCUUUGUCAGCUUUGAGGGUAGAAUUGUCAUGUACAAAAUCAUCUAUAUGGUACUGUUCCUCUUCUGCGUGGCCCUCUAUCAGGUGCACUAUGAAUGGUGGAGAAGGAUUUUAAAAUACUUUUGGAUGUCAGUGGUUGUUUACACGAUGUUGGUACUUAUCUUCAUCUAUACAUACCAGUUUGAGUCAUUCCCUGGCUUAUGGAAGAAUAUGACAGGCCUGGAUGAAAACAAACUAGCGGACCUUGGCUUAAAACAGUUUUCUGUGGCUGAGUUAUUCACACGCAUCUUUAUCCCCACCUCCUUCCUACUGGCGUGUAUCUUGCACCUUCACUACUUCCAUGACCGUUUUCUCCAGCUCACUGAUUUAAAAGCUGUAACCAGCAAACAGGACAACACUAUUUACAGACUGGUGCACCAAGAUGGAAGCCUGCCUGACAUAACUAUGAUGAAUUUAACAGCCAGCAGAGAAAAGGAAGAGGAUAAAAUGCUGGAAGAGGCUGGUGAGAAAAGAAUGGAAGACCCAGAGGGGGAGGGAGGGAAAGGGAGGGUCGAAAAAGGAAAAGAAGAAGAAAAGGAAGAUGAGGACAAGGAAGAUGAUGAUGAUGAAGACAAUGAAUCAGAGGAAGAAGAAACUACAGACUUAAGGAACAAAUGGCAUCUGGUGAUCGACCGCCUUACAGUGCUGUUUUUGAAAUUCCUGGAGUAUUUUCAUAAGAUGCAAGUCUUUGUGUGGUGGCUGUUGGAGCUGCACAUCAUCAAAAUUGUUUCCUCUUACAUCAUCUGGGUCACAGUGAAAGAGGUGUCUCUGUUUAACUUUGUGUUUUUAAUUGCCUGGGCUCUUGCUUUGCCAUAUGCUCAGUUUCGCCCAUUGGCAUCAAGUAUCUGCACUGUUUGGACAUGUGUGAUUAUUGUCUGCAAAAUGUUGUACCAGCUCACAUCUAUUGACCCCAGCACUUUUUCCAGUAACUGUACAUUGCCAGGAGAGAAUGAAACUAAGGUCAAUUUAGAAGAACUCAAAACCUCGGUCCUCUACAGUGGGCCAGUUGAUCCUGCAGAGUGGGUUGGAUUGAGGAAGUCUUAUCCCCUGCUUGUGUACUUAAGGAAUAACUUACUGAUGCUGGCUAUUCUGGCUUUUGAAGUUACGAUCUACCGUCAUCAAGAGUACUACAGAUGUCGAAAUAACCUUACCGCACCUGUGACUAAAACCAUUUUCCAUGAUAUUACAAGAGCACAUCUGGAUGAUGGACUGGUAAACUGCGUCAAGUAUUUCAUAAACUAUUUCUUCUACAAGUUUGGUUUGGAGACCUGUUUUCUUCUAUCAGUGAAUGUAAUUGGUCAACGAAUGGAUUUUUAUGCCAUGAUUCAUGCCUUCUGGCUGAUAGCUGUAUUGUAUCGACGUAGAAGAAAAGCUAUUGCGGAGAUCUGGCCAAAAUACUGCUGUUUUCUGGCAUGCAUCAUUACAUUCCAGUACUUCCUUUGCAUUGGCAUCCCCCCUGCUCCUUGUAAAGACUAUCCAUGGAGAAGUGGUAAUGCCAACUUCAACUCCAACAUCAUAAAGUGGUUAUACUUUCCAGACUUCAUUGUGAGACCAAACCCUGUCUUCCUUGUCUAUGAUUUCAUGUUGCUGCUGUGUGCAUCCUUACAAAGGCAGACAUUCGAGGAUGAAAAUAAAGCUGCAGUACGGAUCAUGGCUGGAGACAAUGUGGAAAUUUGCAUGAAUCUUGAUGCAGCAUCUUUUAGCCAGCAUAAUCCUGUUCCCGACUUCAUUCACUGCCGGUCCUACUUAGACAUGUAUAAGGUGAUAAUAUUUAGUUACCUCUUCUGGUUUGUGCUUACUAUAAUCUUCAUAACGGGAACCACAAGGAUCAGUAUAUUCUGCAUGGGCUACUUGGUAGCCUGCUUUUAUUUCCUUCUCUUUGGUGGAGAUCUGUUGCUGAAGCCCAUCAGGAGCAUCCUGCGUUAUUGGGACUGGCUGAUUGCCUACAAUGUCUUUGUGAUCACAAUGAAGAACAUCCUCUCGAUAGGAGCAUGUGGCUACAUUGAAUCAUUAAUUAAGAACAGUUGCUGGUUGAUUCAGGCAUUUAGCCUGGCUUGUACUGUUAAAGGCUACCGUAUUCCAACCAACAAUCUAGAUUGUAAACUGCCCAGUGGAGAAGCAGGAAUCAUCUGGGACAGUAUAUGUUUUGCUUUCUUGCUGCUGCAAAGAAGAGUCUUCAUGAGUUACUACUUCCUGCAUGUGGUUGCAGAUAUAAAAGCUUCUCAGAUCCUAGCAUCAAGGGGUGCUGAGCUUUUCCAGGCUACAAUUGUCAAGGCUGUAAAGGCAAGAAUUGAAGAGGAAAAAAAAUCAAUGGAUCAACUGAAAAGACAAAUGGAUCGCAUCAAAGCCAGGCAGCAAAAAUACAAAAAGGGUAAAGAGAGGAUGCUAAGCAUGACCCAGGAAUCCUCAGAGGGGCCGGAGAUUAGGAAGGUUUCUGAAGAAGAUGAUGAAGGAGAAGCAGACAAAGAGAAAGCCAAGGGCAAAAAAAAGCUGUGGUGGCGGCCUUGGGUUGAUCAUGCUUCCAUGGUCAGAAGUGGAAAUUAUUACUUGUUUGAGACGGAUAGUGAAGAGGAAGAGGAAGAGGAGAAAAAAGAAGAGGAAGAGCCUCGAAAAAAAUCUGCAUUUCAGUUUGUUUAUCAGGCUUGGAUUACUGACCCUAAAACAGCACUACGACAGAGGCGCAAAGAGAAGAAAAGUUUUAGGAAAGAGGAGAAGCGAAGGCGAAAAGGAUCUGGGGAUGGUGGUACUGAUGCAGACUGUGAAGACAGUGAAGAGGAACCAGUCAAGAAGAAAUCUGAUGGACCAGAUAACAUCAUCAAGAGGAUAUUUAAUAUCUUGAAGUUCACCUGGGUCCUUUUCCUGGCAACACUAGACAGUUUUACAGCUUGGCUUAAUUCCAUCUCAAGAGAACACAUCGAUAUCUCCACUGUGCUAAGAAUCGAGCGCUGUAUGCUGACCAGGGAGAUUAAGAAGGGAAAUGUUCCAACGCGCGAGAGCAUCCAUAUGUAUUACCAGAACCACAUGAUGAAACUUUCCAAGGAGUCAGGACUGGACUCAAUUGAUAAAAAUCCUGGUCAAGCUUCUGGUUUGCAAGCAUCUGAAAGAAUGGAUAGUUUAGAUUCAGCAGCUUCUCGUGACAGUAUCUCCAGUGAACCUACACAGGUCACCAUGCUCUAUUCUCGUCAGGGGACGACAGAAACCAUUGAGGAGGUAGAAGGGGAGCAUGAAGAGGAAGGAGCUCAUUCUGCAUCAAGGCCAGAGGAAGAGGAGGUGGAAGAUUAUAGCCUGGGUUCAGAAGGAGCUGCAUAUACUCCUGAUACCGAUGUGCCAUUGUACUCCACUGUGGAUAGCAAUGCAGAAGCUCCACCUUCCUAUAGCAAAGCUGUCAGCUUUGAACACCUUCCCUUUGGCUCCCCAGAUGAUUCAGCUGGUAAGAGCCUCAUGAUGGUGAGCCCAGACGACAGUCGGACGGACAAACUUAAUGAUACGAUUCUCCCUCCAUUGACACACGAGCUAACGGCUAGUGAGCUGCUUCUGAACAAGAUGUUUCAUGAUGACGAGCUGGAGGAGUCAGAGAAGUUCUAUGUUGGUCAGCCUCGAGUCUUGCUUCUUAUUUAUGCCCUGUACAAUACGCUGGUGGCCCGAUCAGAAAUGGUGUGCUAUUUUGUGAUCAUCCUUAACCACAUGAUCUCUGCCUCCAUGAUAACCCUGGUGCUUCCCAUCCUUAUAUUCCUUUGGGCCAUGCUGUCUGUUCCUCGGCCAAGCAAACGUUUCUGGAUGACAGCCAUUGUCUACACUGAGGUGGCCAUUGUCAUCAAGUACUUCUUCCAGUUUGGCUUCUUUCCUUGGAAUAAAUAUGUGGAUUACACAAAAGAUAAACCUUACCACCCACCAAAUAUUAUUGGCAUUGAGAAGAAAGAGGGUUAUGUGCACUAUGAUCUUGUUCAGCUCCUUGCUUUAUUCUUCCACAGAUCCAUUUUAAAGUGCCAUGGAUUAUGGGAUGAAGACGAGAAAGGGGACAGUUCCAGUAAUAAAGAGGAUACUGAUGAUGAGCUUUCUCUGACAGGAGGCAGGAGAGACUCUUCUGCCUCUUUGAAAUCUGUCAAUCUUGCGGCAUCAGUGGAGUCCAUCCAUGUCCACUUCCCAGAGCAGCAGACCGCCAUCAGGAGGAAGAGCUCUAGCAGCGUAUCACAGCUUUCGCACAGGUCCAGCUUCUCCUCACACAGAUCAAAGAGAGGAAGUACCAGUACACGAAACAGCAGUCAGAAAGGAAGCAGUGUGCUAAGCAUCAAGCAAAAAUCUAGAAAAGAGCUUCUUAUGGAAAAGUUUCGAGAACAAAUGAUCAAAGCCAAAGCCUUUACAAUUAAAAAGACUCUCCAGGUGUAUGUGCCCAUCAGACAGUUUUUCUACAAUCUUAUUCAUCCAGACUACAGUGCAGUGACCGAUGUGUAUGUGCUGAUGUUCCUCGCAGAUACAGUGGACUUCAUCAUCAUUGUGUUUGGAUUUUGGGCUUUUGGGAAACACUCUGCAGCAGCAGAUAUCACCUCUUCAUUAUCAGAAGACCAGGUUCCAGAGGCAUUUUUGGUGAUGGUGCUCAUUCAGUUUGGUACCAUGGUGGUAGAUCGAGCACUGUACCUCAAAAAGACUGUCAUGGGAAAGGUCAUCUUCCAGGUCAUCCUUGUUUUUGGAAUACAUUUCUGGAUGUUCUUUAUCUUGCCUGGAGUGACAGAAAGGAAAUUCAGCCAGAACACAGUUGCCCAGCUCUGGUAUUUUGUGAAAUGUGUUUAUUUUGGCUUAUCAGCAUAUCAGAUACGCUGCGGAUAUCCAACUCGUGUUCUUGGCAACUUCCUCACAAAAAGUUAUAACUAUGUCAAUCUGUUCUUAUUUCAAGGGUUCCGCCUGGUUCCAUUUUUGACCGAGCUGAGAGCAGUAAUGGACUGGGUUUGGACUGAUACCACUCUCAGUCUUUCCAGCUGGAUCUGUGUUGAAGAUAUCUAUGCUCAUAUAUUCAUCCUGAAGUGUUGGCGAGAGUCAGAAAAAAGAUAUCCCCAACCAAGAGGCCAGAAGAAAAAGAAAGUUGUGAAGUAUGGAAUGGGUGGCAUGAUUAUCGUCUUGCUGAUUUGUAUUGUCUGGUUCCCACUGCUCUUCAUGUCUUUAAUCAAAUCUGUUGCAGGCAUCACCAACAAGCCUCUAGAUGUAUCAAUCACAAUAACUCUAGGAGGUUAUCAGCCUAUUUUUACAAUGAGUGCUCAACAGAGUCAGCUCAAGGAUUUGAAUCAGACUGGUUUCGCUGCAUUUCUGGGAAGCUAUAGGGGUAACACUGCUGCUUUGCAGUUUCUAGAGGGCUAUGGAAAAGAAGAUAUAACUCUAGCAGAUCUAGAGGGAAAUUCAAACUCUUUAUGGACCAUCAGCCCUCCCAGCAGAGAGAAAAUGAUACAGGGACUGCUGGAUUUUUCAGCUGAGUUCACUGUAGUUCUUUCAUGGAGCAUUCAAAGAAAUCUCACUCUUGGUGCCAAAGCCGAAAUAGCAUCAGAUAAACUUACCUUCGUCCUACCGGAGAACACCAGAAGAGAUAUUGCUAUAAUGAUGUCUGGACAGCAACUGGAAAAGGUAACAUUAGAGACAGUGUACCCGUACUACAUCAAGGCUCCUAGUGAUUCUCUGGCAAAACCCAUAAAGCAGCUAUUGACAGACUGCAGAUGGGAAAACAUUACGGUUUCCCUGGUCAAAAAUGUGUCUGAUGAGGGAGUUCGUGAGUGGUGGGUUUUGAAUCAGCUUGGAAAAAGAUACAAAACGUCUGAAGAGAGCCUUGAACUCUUCAUAUUCAGUGAUAAAGUCAGUCCACCAAGCCUUGGAUUCUUGGCUGGUUAUGGCAUCAUGGGACUGUAUGCCUCAGUUGUCCUGGUGAUAGGGAAGUUCGUCCGUGAAUUCUUCAGUGGGAUCUCUCACUCCAUCAUGUUUGAGGAGCUACCCAAUGUAGACCGAAUCUUGAAGUUGUGUACUGACAUUUUCUUAGUGCGAGAGACUGGAGAACUGGAACUGGAAGAAGACCUGUAUGCCAAACUAAUAUUCUUGUAUCGCUCACCAGAGACUAUGAUCAAGUGGACUAGGGAAAAAACUAAUUGA